Molecule: messenger RNA, 1576 nt
Organism: Tripterygium wilfordii
Lineage: Eukaryota; Viridiplantae; Streptophyta; Magnoliopsida; Celastrales; Celastraceae
Exons: 6
Coding region: 175-1398 (407 amino acids)
Molecular function (GO): chromatin binding
Source: RefSeq, a predicted model, not a curated record
CUUGAGGAAAAAAAAACCAGAAAAGCUGUUUCACACGAAGCGCCUUUUUUUAUCUAUGAUCGCUCACACUCCUUUUUUUAUCUAUACGGGAAACCGCUACGGUAAUUUCGUAGUGGGUUCUCUCCUUUAAAACCUCAAUCGGCACUCCAAAUUCGGCCCCGGUGACUCUUUUCGAUGGAUUACGAAGUGGAAUUCCGCUCCUAUACGGACAAUGCAUGGUACAGCGUGCGGCUUGUAUUCGAAGGAGAGAAACUCACCGUCAAGUACAGAAACUUCUCCGACGAUCAAGACGACGUUUUCGAGCCUGGAGGCUUCAAUUCUCUUGAGGAAUUGGAGGAGUUCCAAGGGCGAUUCCGGCCGGUGUCUCCGCAACUGCAGGACAGUGAGUGUCACAAGGUGGUCAAAGGCAUGGUUGUCUGCGCCGCCUACACGUUCAACCCCAAUGAUGUCCGUUUCUACGACGCCAUCGUCGAUGAGGUAGUUCCUCGGAAGCAUUCUUUUGAAAAUGGAGGAGAGGAAUGCCGCUGUACUUUCAUUCUUUUGUGGCAAUCUGCUGGUUGUUUGAGCUCUAACAAUAUUGAAAGCAUGUGCUUGAUCCAGCAGAAUGCACAACUCAACCCUAUGGUGUCCUCCUUUCUGGAAAUAGCGAGGAAGAAAUAUGGAUUUGUCUCUCACAUGGACAACCCCAUUAGAGUUAGUAGCUCACCUCUCAAACGCAAGUCAACUUUUGCAGAACGGUUGCAGCAGGGAAAAAAGUGUGCCAAGCGGUCUCCGAGCAAAAUUCAUCCAUCAAAAGAUUUACCCUUAGGUUUUAUCGCUAAAGAAACACAAGAUUCUUGGAAGACGGGGAAGAUUGGCAAUCACUACGAAAGGAUUGAACAAGAUGCAGAUAUUGGGGGGUGUAAUAGAUGUCAUGUAGUUUUGAUCAACAAUUUAGAUAAAGAAUUAUCUCCAUCAACAAUUAUGGAGUUCAUACACAAACAAACUUUGGUCUCAAUCUAUGCACAUGUUUUGCCAAGUUCAUUGUCAGAGACAUUUACAAGUGCAUUAAUUGUGUCUGAUUGCAAGGAGAAUCUUGAGAAGUUGUGUGAAUUUUUGGAGAGCCCCGACCAUAUUAUAACGUCUGCUAGAGGAAGGCCGUGGGUGGUAACUCAAAAAUUCUCUUGGCAUGACGCAUGUCGGAUGUCUCAUGAGAAAUUGAUGUUUAAAUCUCAGAACAAAAUACCAAAUAGAAUUGGUGGGAUUGGUAAUGAACUACAGGUUGUCCAUUCUGGAACCGGGAAAUACAGGACUGCAAAGGAGCUGAGGGAUUUAUUCAUGGAGUUUGCUAAUCAUCAACAGCAAUUGCACAAGAGGCUAGCUGCUGCGGAGGCAGAGAUCUCGCGACGAUCAGUUUAGAGUAUAGAAGUGGACGACUAGAUUGUGCUUAGAGUGUUUCUUUUGAUCGUUUGACAUAUCUCUCUUGUUAUGGUUAUAUAUUUCUGAAGUCGAAACUUUUUGAUCGACUUUGUUACGUAACGUUGACAUAGGAAAAUUCUCAAUAUUCAGAUAUGCUAUGUAUAUGUUAAUUUUUUUU